Colossoma macropomum (tambaqui) is the source of this 3479-nucleotide messenger RNA. RefSeq names its product golgin subfamily A member 6-like protein 22. The transcript has 13 exons. Gene Ontology annotation, molecular function: GTP binding. Lineage: Eukaryota; Metazoa; Chordata; Actinopteri; Characiformes; Serrasalmidae. The record is from RefSeq and is a predicted model, not a curated record. Bases 236 to 3418 code for a protein of 1060 amino acids.
UGAAAGUAGUCGCUGCUUCUUCCGCUCUGGACACUGAAGUGGAGAGUCGUGUGUGAGAUUAGUGGAGAGUUUAAACUCGGUCUUAUUAUUAUGGAUCUGCUGUUAUAGACAAAAAACCUGAUAUGAACUGAUUUAAAAUGUGGACAUAUUUCACCACCAGCAGCGAUAUGACUGUAUGAAGAACAGCGAAGGAUUGUAUUAGUGUGAAUCUGUAGGAGGAGGUAAAGAGAUAAAGAUGGCAGCUGCUGGCAACAAUGAGUUUAAACUCUUUGGCCCCAGUGAUGAAGAGUACCAGCCUCUCCAUGUGGUCACUCUCUCCUGUCGUCUGUCUCCUGAAAUCAGUGCUGUUGCCGUGGAGAUCAGGUGGUUUAAGGGGACAGACUGUGUUUGUCUCUAUAAAAACAGGCAGGUGACAGAAGGGAGGGGCUACGAGGGCAGAAUGAGUCUGUUCACUCAGGAGCUGCAGAGAGGAAACGUCUCCUUACAGAUCAGAAACUGUAGACCAUCAGAUACAGGACAGUACCUGUGUCAGGUCACCAAUGGAGACACAACAGAGGAGUGUACAGUAGGAGUAUUUGGUCCUUUCUCAAGUAUAUCAGAAGUGAAAGGUGUGUCGGGUGGAGAGGAGAGAGAUUCUCCUCAAGUUCAAACUGUUUUAAUAUCUGAGGACACCAGAAAAUGGACAGAAGAGGAGAGAAUGAAAAUGAAGGAAUCUGCUCUGUUGACAGAGUUAUCAAGACAAGAUAAACUUCUGAAAGACAAAGAGAGUCUUCUAAUGGAGAGAAAUACACAGCUGAUGGAAAAAGACAAACAAAUACAAGAGAAAGAAAAACUUCUGACAAAAAAUGCAGAGACACUUCAGAUGAGGGACAAGAUGCUGGAAGAGAAAGAAACACUUCUUCAGGAGACAAAAAGCAAACUAGAACAAAUGAACAAAGAAUCUGAGAUGAAUCAGAAACAGCUAAAAGAUAAAGACACACAACUGGAGAAUCAGAUCAAACUGCUGAGAGAGAAAGAGACUCUACUGGAGAUCACAGUGAAAGAGGAGGAAAGCAGUAAAAAGCAGCUGGAGACUCUGAGAAAGGAACUGCAGGACAAGAGCAGCAAACUACAGGAGAUGAUGAUCCUACUGGAACAACAGAAAACUGAACUCACCCGUCAGCAGAAAGAGUUAGAAGAGAAAGAACAACAACUUAAACACACAGCACAACAGAAUUCAGACCUACAGACUGAAACUGAAACCCUGACAACUCUCAUUUCAUCACAGACGACUGAUUUAACUGUGAAGGCUAAACAACUUGAAGAGAAAACAACCAUUAUAACUGAGAGAGAUGCACAGCUAAUGGAGAGAGAAAAACAAGUGGAGGAGAAAGAAAAACUUCUGACAGAAAAUACAACAACACUCCAGAUGAAGGAGAAGAUUUUAGAAGAGAAAGACAAACUUCUCACAGAGACACAAGAUGAACUGAGACAAACAACAAAGACAUUAGAGAAUCAUAGAAAACAAAUGGAAGAAAUGGAGAAAAGACUUGUGGAGAAAGAUGAAGAAUUAAAAGAGACAAAACAAGAACUGAAAUAUAAAGAAACGAUUAUAAAAGAACAUUUAGAGACUGUUGAUAAGAGAGAUUCAUUAUUAAAGGAAACUAAUGAAAGAUUAGAAAGUGUUAAUAAACAGCUUAAAGAUAAAGACUCACAAUUGGAGAAUCAGAUCAAACUGCUGAGAGAGAAAGAGACUCUACUGGAGAUCACAGUGAAAGAGGAGGAAAGCAGUAAAAAGCAGCUGGAGACUCUGAGAAAGGAACUGCAGGACAAGAGCAGCAAACUACAGGAGAUGAUGAUCCUACUGGAACAACAGAAAACUGAAGUGAGUGAAAAAGACAAACAGCUUGAAGAGAAGGAGAGACUUCUAAGUGAGAGAAACACACAGCUAAUGGAAAGAGACAAGCAGGUUGAGGAGAAAGACAGACUUCUAGAGGAGAGAAACAAGCAGCUGCAGGAGAGAACAGAUCCAGACUCAGCAGCUCCAAGGGCAUUGAGUGAAGAGACUCCUGAAUCUGCAGCACCACUCAGGAGAAGAAACAGUCUAAGUCUUCCUCCAACAAUGAGUGGAGAAUCCUGUAGUUUGGCCUCUCCAGUGUCAGUUCCUGUAGCAGAGCUCAGGCUGGUGCUGCUGGGGAGGACUGGAUGUGGGAAGAGAGCAGCAGGAAACACCAUCCUGGGCAGAGAGGAGAGGAGCCAGGCUGGAGCGUCUACAGUGAGGCAGCAGAGUGAGAGCAGACAGGGGGAGGUGGCUGGGAGGCAGGUGACUGUGGUGGACACUCCUGACUGGUUCUGUCCUGGACUCUCUCUGGAGGAGCUGAGACAGGACGUGGGACUCUGUGUCCAUCUGUCUGCCCCAGGACCCCACGCCUUCCUCCUAGUCAUACCAGUGAAGCAGUCUACAGGAGAGGAGAGAGGCACGCUGGAGAAAAUGGAGGAGAUCUUUGGAGAGAGAUGUUUGAGGAACACCAUGAUCCUUUUCACUGUGACUGAUGAAGUCCAAGAGAAGAACAUUGAAGAGUUUAUCCAGUCAGGAAACCAGGAGGUGCAGAGACUUGUAGAGAAAUGUGGGAACAGGUUUCACUGUCUCAGCAUUAAGGAGAGUGGAGAUGGUUCUCAAAUCUCAGAGCUGCUGGAGAAGAUAGAGAAGAUGGUGGAAGGAAACAGAGAGAAAUUCUACAGCAGUGAGAUCUACCUGGAGACAGAAUCUCAGAUCAGAGCUAUGGAGACAAAGAUCAUGAAAGAAAGAGAAGAAAAGAAGCUACAAGAAGAAAAAGAAAUGAAAGAAAAACUACAAAAGGAGUUGCAGAACUCGUUGAGAAAAAUUGAGGGAGCAGUACAAGAGCAUGAAGGAGAGAUAAAACAACUGAAUGACCGAACAACUGAGCUAGAGAGAAGGAUGAAAGAAGAGAGGGAUGAAGAGAAAAAGAGAGAACUGGAACGAGAGCUGGAAAGAGAGUUAGAGCGAAGAACAGAAAUGGAGGAGAAGGUGAAGAGACUAAAAGAAAAGAGAGAGAGGGAGAGGAGAGAGAUGGAGGAGAGACACAGACAGGAGAUGGAGGAGAUCAGGGAGACGUAUGAAGGAGAAGCCAGAAUGGAGGCAGAGAGGAAACUCAUGAAGGUCAUCCUGCCUGAACUCCAGAGAAACAUUCUGGUCUCAAAGUCAAAGAUGCAGGAAGAGUUCAGCAGACAGAUGGAGGAGAAGGAUGGAGAGCUGGAGACACUGAAACAAAGCCUCUCAGAGCUCAGAGAGACUCACUCACUUCUGGAGGAGGUUUAUGAGAGAACAGUGAGGAGCAGCUCAGACUCAGAGAGAGCAGCUCCAGCAGCAGAAGGGGGGUCUAAGGGAAUCUUUCAGAGGUUCAGGAAUUGGUUUUAGUGAUGUGCUGAGAGACACAUCCUUACAGAAAAGAGGUUCCUCAGUCAGCUGUGAUGAUCAU